UUCAUCUCAAUGAUGCAAUGCAUGGUGUUUUAUAGGACUGCAUACCUGCUCUUUGUUGAGAGGAGAAUAAAAUUGCAUGCUGACACCGGCACCUAUAAAUACAGUUGAGCUGACAGUGUCGAUAUGACUGCUGACAACACACGUCACAUCGCUCUGGUGAAAGAAACAUCAACUUCGCUUUUGCCUCUGGAAUAAUUACAGUAACAUGGUUUUGGUGCAUUCUGUAAUCAAUUUUACUUUGGACAUGUGAUCUGGUUGGUCAGCUUCAAACAGCAGCAUGCGACAUGAACAUAGGGAACUCAGUCACCGCGCAUAAAUAAAAACUCCAUCGAGUAUCUUCUGAAUGCAUUCUGCUAAUCCCCAAAUUCGUAUUAUGUUUGAAUAAUACAAGCUUUGACUUUGAAAAAUCUGCAGGCCUUUCAUCCUCGCCGCCCGAAAGUGGGGCAUCUUUAACGCUCUGGGGCAACAUCCCACCAACCUUGAUUCGUUCGCGGAGCCUUCCCAUGAGUCGAUCGCGCAACCUCAUCAUCAUUAAGUCAGGCCUGGACAUUCAGAAAAGACGUCAUGUUACAGCAAAAGCUGUGUGAAACAAUCAGGAUUUCGUGAUUCUUACACGGGUCGGGACUCGAACGCUGAACCAGCGAGUAUUAGGACUUUAAUCCAUGGGGAACCAUGUGGUUUGCUUCCGGAGGAAGGCGAAACCGAAGCCCAAGCUGAAGCGUUCUUCUUCGACCAGGUCAGUGCCUGGCAGUAAAGAGCGAGCGUCUUUCCGGAAGGAUAGUGCGCAGCAGCAAGCUCUGGCGUACGCUUUGCAGCAGCAGCAACAGCAGAAUGGUCAUGCUCGUUAUGAUCUUUCUUUUGAGAGGUCGUCAUCGACGAGAAAUAAUCCCCUCGGGAUGCCCAAGGGCCUUCCCCGCAGUGCCAGCGCUAGGCCGAGGUCUUCAAAUGAUCCUCUGCUUCAGCCAGUGCAACUCCUUAAUCAGGAUGUGAAGUUGCCAGCUGAUUUGGAGACAAAACAUUUCGUUCUUGUACAUGGAGGUGGAUUUGGUGCUUGGUGCUGGUACAAAACUAUGGCCUUGCUUGAAGACACAGGCUUCAAAGCUACUGCAAUUGAUCUAACUGGCUCUGGAAUAGAUUCAACAGAUCCAAACAAAGUUACAAGCCUUUCUGAAUAUGUGAAGCCUCUUACAGAAUUCUGUGAAAAGAUUGGCAAGGAUGAGAAGGUGAUUCUGGUUGGCCAUGACUUUGGAGGUGUGUGCAUAUCAUAUGCAAUGGAAUGUUUUCCAUCAAAGGUUGCUAAAGCUAUCUUUAUUUCUGCAGCUAUGAUCACCAAUCAACAGAGAACAUUUGAUAUCUUUGCCAAAGAGGUUAUGGAGUCAGAUUCUCUUUUGCGGAAGGCACAGAUAUUCAUAUAUGCAAAUGGAAGUGAAAAUCCUCCCACGGCUAUCGAGCUUGACAAGGAAUUAUUGAGGGAGAUGCUAUUUAACCAUAGCCCUUCUAAGGAUGUGGCAUUGGCUUCAGUUUCCAUGAGACCUAUUCCUUUUGCACCAUUUCUAGAAAAGUUGUCUCUCACUGAAAAGAAUUAUGGAUCCGUACGACGGUUCUUCAUUGAAACAUCUGAUGAUCAAGCUAUUACUCCUUCCGUUCAGGAAAACCUGAUAAAACUAAAUCCUCCAGAACAGGUUUAUCGAGUUAAGGGAAGUGAUCACUCUCCUUUCUUUUCAAAACCACAGGCUUUGCAUAAGCUGCUUCUUGAAAUUGCUCAAAUAGGUCCAAAUCAGUAGUGACUGGUACAGCAUUAUAUCUACAUUUGUUCCUGGUUAGCAUAGAACAGCUAGCAAAAUGAUUACGGUUGCGACUAAUGGUUGUUUCUUCAUGCUGGGGUUUCAAUAGUGUAUUGUUGGUUGUAUAUGCUACAAAUUGGGGGAAAAGGUUUUUCUUCCAAACGAUGUGAAUUUUGAUGGGAAUAAGAUAGUUAUAGGUUCCAGAUCCUGUUUAUAUCGAUUUUGGAGGCUUACUACUGCCAAACUAACUCACAGAAAUGUUCUUAGUGUUGAUGAAAGGGGACGGCUAUCCUUAACACAUGCCAAUCCUAGCAAGGGAUCACACAUGUGGGUUUCUUCAUUUUUUUCAUGAUUGACAGCUUUGUUGUGAAUAUAUAGAGGAGAGCUUAUUCAAUAAAAAGCAUAAGUAUUUGGAAAUCUCUGCUGGCAGUCAUGAGAGAUCAAAUAUGCGAUGUUAGGAUAGCAAUACAGCAAGGUUUUGGACCUAUUGUGCUGCUAACUUUAUCUCACCAUUUGGUAGAAGCAUUAUAGAUUCUUACGGGAUAUUGUUCUCCAAGUAAAAUUUUCUAUUUUUUUGCCUUCAUGGCCGUGUAUUGUAAUGGGCAAUAUAUUUGGGUUAGAUAUAAUGUUAAUUUUUUCUUCCUUAAAAAAAAGACUGACUACUUUUGGAAUCCAUAGACAUGCUAAACAUUUCAUGCCCAAAACCUUUGUAAUACCUGGACAGUGAUGGAUAUAGUGAAGAAAAAGUGGUGAUGUUUCUUUUACUGUCUUCUGUCAUGAAAAGGUUUCAUGGCACGACUGUGUUUGUGAUGGCAGGCCUAUGAAUAAUCUGAUUAAUGCAGUUAAAAAUUGCUGCUGCUGCUUGUACAACUGUCAACUUUCUAGAGCAGAUUCUUGUAUCAGUUUUUUUUCUCAUACAAAAGAUUCUGGUUGAUGAUUAAAUUAUUUCCAAAAUUUUAGCGCAGACGCUAGA
Molecule: messenger RNA, 2757 nt
Organism: Cryptomeria japonica (Japanese cedar)
Lineage: Eukaryota; Viridiplantae; Streptophyta; Pinopsida; Cupressales; Cupressaceae
Product: putative methylesterase 11, chloroplastic
Exons: 5
Coding region: 663-1784 (373 amino acids)
Molecular function (GO): methyl indole-3-acetate esterase activity; methyl jasmonate esterase activity
Source: RefSeq, a predicted model, not a curated record